Molecule: messenger RNA, 2926 nt
Organism: Pongo pygmaeus (Bornean orangutan)
Lineage: Eukaryota; Metazoa; Chordata; Mammalia; Primates; Hominidae
Gene: PRPF31
Product: pre-mRNA processing factor 31
Exons: 14
Coding region: 1140-2639 (499 amino acids)
Biological process (GO): mRNA splicing, via spliceosome; spliceosomal tri-snRNP complex assembly
Cellular component (GO): U4 snRNP; precatalytic spliceosome; U4/U6 x U5 tri-snRNP complex
Source: RefSeq, a predicted model, not a curated record
AGGAGAGGUGAGUGUGAUGGAGACGAGGGGGGAGCGGGAGGCCGGGCUCCUGGGUCUGGGAGAAGUGUGUGAGGAAAAAGGCGGGCCUUUACAGCUUGGUUUUUGGUUUUUUGUUGUUUGUUUGUUUGGAGACGGAGUCUCGGUCUGUUGCCCAGGUUGGAGUGCAGUGGCGCGAUCUCGGCUCAUGGCAACCUCCGUCUCCCGGGUUCAAACGAUUCUCCUGCCUCAGCCUCCAGAGUAGCUGGGAUUGCAGGCGCCCGCCACCACCCCUGGCUAAUUUUUGUAUUUUUAGUAGAGACGUGGGGUUUCCCCACGUUGGUCAGGCUGGUCUCGAACUCCUGAUCUCGUGAUCUGCCCGCCUCGGCCUCCCAAAGUGCUGUGAUUACAGGCGUGACCCACCGCGCCUGGCCAGUUGUUUGUUUGUUUGUUUGCUUUGUCUGAGACGAAGUUUCGCUCUUGUUGCCCAGGAUGGAGUGCAGUGGCGCAAUCUCGGUUCACUGCAACCUCCUCCUCCCGGGUUCAAGCGAUUCUCCUGCCUCAGCCUCCCGAGUAGCUGGGAUUACAGGCAUGCACCACCACACCCAGCUAAUUUUUUGUAUUUUUAGUAGAGACAGAGUUUCACCAUGUUGGCCAGGCUGGUCUCGAACUCCUGACCUCAGGUGAUCCACCCGCCUGGGCCUCCCAAAGUGCUGGGAUUACAGGCAUGAGCCACUGCCCCUGGCCUUUUACAUCUCAUUUACCCAAAAGUCUUAAUAUGCGCCUACCAUGGUGUGGCCCUGGGGAUGUGGAAGGAGCAAAAAUUGUUCCCUGCCCUCUUAGAGCUUUGGUUGAUGCCUGGCAGACAGGCUUUAUCAAAUAAUUACUUCAUUAAUCACAAAUGUGUGAAGUGCCUUACUGUAGACACGCAGAGCGUGCGGGACACGUUAUCACAAAGCAACCUCCUGUAGUCUAGAGUGGGGCGUGUGGGUCAGGGAGGUGGAACGUGAGAGCUGAAGGCUGAGGAGAUGCUGGGCUACUAAGAAGUGAGGAGAGCCAGACGCCAUGGCUCACUCCUGUAAUCCCAGCACUUUGGGUGGCCCAGGCGAAAGGAUCACUUGAGCCCAGAAGUUGGAGACCAGCCUGAGCAACACAGCCUCGGGAUGUCUCUGGCAGAUGAGCUCUUAGCUGAUCUCGAAGAGGCAGCAGAAGAGGAGGAAGGAGGAAGCUAUGGGGAGGAAGAAGAGGAGCCAGCGAUCGAGGAUGUGCAGGAGGAGACACAGCUGGAUCUUUCCGGGGAUUCGGUCAAGACCAUCGCCAAGCUAUGGGACAGUAAGAUGUUUGCUGAGAUUAUGAUGAAGAUUGAGGAGUAUAUCAGCAAGCAAGCCAAAGCUUCAGAAGUGAUGGGACCAGUGGAGGCAGCGCCUGAAUACCGCGUCAUCGUGGAUGCCAACAACCUGACCGUGGAGAUCGAAAAUGAGCUGAACAUCAUCCAUAAGUUCAUCCGGGAUAAGUACUCGAAGAGAUUCCCUGAACUGGAGUCCUUGGUCCCCAAUGCACUGGAUUACAUCCGCACGGUCAAGGAGCUGGGCAACAGCCUGGACAAGUGCAAGAACAAUGAGAACCUGCAGCAGAUCCUCACCAAUGCCACCAUCAUGGUCGUCAGCGUCACCGCCUCCACCACCCAGGGGCAGCAGCUGUCGGAGGAGGAGCUGGAGCGGCUGGAGGAAGCCUGCGACAUGGCGCUGGAGCUGAACGCCUCCAAGCACCGCAUCUACGAGUACGUGGAGUCCCGGAUGUCCUUCAUCGCGCCCAACCUGUCCAUCAUUAUCGGGGCAUCCACGGCCGCCAAGAUCAUGGGUGUGGCCGGCGGCCUGACCAACCUCUCCAAGAUGCCCGCCUGCAACAUCAUGCUGCUUGGGGCCCAGCGCAAGACGCUGUCAGGCUUCUCGUCUACCUCAGUGCUGCCCCACACCGGCUACAUCUACCACAGUGACAUCGUGCAGUCCCUGCCCCCGGAUCUGCGGCGGAAAGCGGCCCGGCUGGUGGCCGCCAAGUGCACACUGGCAGCCCGUGUGGACAGUUUCCACGAGAGCACGGAGGGGAAGGUGGGCUACGAACUGAAGGAUGAGAUCGAGCGCAAAUUCGACAAGUGGCAGGAGCCGCCGCCCGUGAAGCAGGUGAAGCCGCUGCCUGCGCCCCUGGAUGGGCAGCGGAAGAAGCGAGGCGGCCGCAGGUACCGCAAGAUGAAGGAGCGGCUGGGGCUGACAGAGAUCCGGAAGCAGGCCAACCGUAUGAGCUUCGGAGAGAUCGAGGAGGAUGCCUACCAGGAGGACCUGGGAUUCAGCCUGGGCCACCUGGGCAAGUCGGGCAGUGGGCGUGUGCGGCAGACGCAGGUAAACGAGGCCACCAAGGCCAGGAUCUCCAAGACGCUGCAGCGGACCCUGCAGAAGCAGAGCGUCGUGUACGGCGGGAAGUCCACCAUCCGCGACCGCUCCUCGGGCACGGCCUCCAGCGUGGCCUUCACCCCACUCCAGGGCCUGGAGAUUGUGAACCCACAGGCAGCAGAGAAGAAGGUGGCUGAGGCCAACCAGAAGUAUUUCUCCAGCAUGGCUGAGUUCCUCAAGGUCAAGGGCGAGAAGAGUGGCCUCAUGUCCACCUGAAUGACUGCGUGUGUCCAAGGUGGCUUCCCACUGAAGGGACACAGAGGUCUAGUCCUUCUGAAGGGCUGGGAUUGGGUUCUGGCAGGGAGAACCUACCCUGCCACCGGCCCCAGUGCUGAGACUGCCUAGGGAGGAGGCCUUGGAAGAGCCCGGCCUGGCCUCCCCCAGGACCGAGAUCACCGCCCGGUAUGGGCUAGAGCAGGUCUUCAUCAUGCCUUGUCUUUUUUAUUUUAACUGAGAAAGGAGAAACUUUUUUGAAAAGAGUACAAUUAAAAGGACAUUAUCAA